UCUGCUGUUUCUGUUGAAAGUCUUUGUAUCUUUCAACUGUUGUAUACAGACAUCUAAAGCUAUCAGCUCGUCUUUGGGAACCAAGUUUUACUUCGUUGUACCGAAUGACAUAGAAAAUACUUUAGCGGACCAGCAACUUUUAGUAUAUUUAUUUACGCUGUCCACAAAGGAUGUUGACGUUGAUCUGACGAGUCCAUGGUUUAAUGGGGAACAGUUGAAUAUACAUCAAGUUUUACGUAGACUUCAAGUUCAUUCGAUAGAGAUACCCACUACACACAUAGCAACCCAACAAAUAGGGACACAGCACAGCUACAAAAUUGUUGGUGCAAGGAAAUUUGGCGUCAUCGUUUUCGAGGUCGUUACAAGAGCGUCAGCCGAUUCUUUCACGCUGGUGCCAGUCGAAGGCUGGGGAAAAAAAUAUGUUGCAUGGGCAAUGAAGUUAAGGCCGAGUGUUCAAGUAGUCACCGAUGUCGUGAACAUUGUUGAAAUCCACUUAAAAAUAAUUGGUGCAAGUUUUAACUACCUUGGAGUAAGAUACCGCAAUGGUGAUGUCCUUACAACUAAUCUGAGAGGGGGUGAGGCUUUCACGUUAGCUUUCUGUAGAAGGUCACCAGUACAUUCGGAAAUAACUUUAGAAGGGACACGGAUUAAUUGUUCUGCGCAUUGUGGUGUUAUUAGCGGUAACUGUCUUCAUGCUCGCAUGCCAAUGAACUGUGCAACAAAGAGGGAACAGUGGGUUCAAAUGAUAACAGGAGAUAUUAUUGCAGAGAUGUUAAUGCCACUUGAAACAUUGGGAACAGAAUUUAUUACUAUCAACGUGAUUGGGAGGAUAUUACUAGGUGAAGUGAAGGCAAUGACCACUGAACCGAAAACACGAAUAACUGCUUUUGAAGCUGACGGCAAAGAACUAUACAUGGACAUAGAAGAGAGUUGGACUACCAGACUGAUCGACUGGAACGGGACACGGUACUUCAAAAGCGACAAACCGUUGUCCGUCAUUUACCUCAUGAUACCUGCUUGCCGAUUAGAUAAUGGUCGUCCAGGUGAGGAUGGGGACCCGUCUUUAUGCAACAUCAUUCCCACGCCACUCUUCUAUGAUAACUACAUAUGGAGCACUCCAGCCGCAAGGGCGGUAGAGCCAAAAAAUUUCGUCUGUUUGGUUAUUAAGACCGUCGACAAAGUACAUUUAAGAUUCGAUGAUUUAGAAGUUCCAGAUACGAUGCAGUGGAAUAGUGUGAUCGGAGCCCCAUAUGAAAUUGGUAAUAUGGAAGUGGCUCGUGGCACACAUACACUAUAUGGCACACAGCUUAUCAAAUUCGGCUGUUACAUCUACGGUCUGGCUAUGUUCUACAGCUACAUGAACCCUGCAGGAUUUAUCACUUCGGAAAUAAACGUGAAAUGUACUACAUCAUUUGACAAUAUGAAUCCUGGAGAUCUCAUAGACAAUGACUGUGACCAAAGGAUCGAUGAAGAAAUAAAAGAUGGCUUAGAUAAUGACAAAGACAAUUUGAUCGACGAAGACCUCGCAAAACCACCAAGAAGAAAUGGAGGUUGGGGAGAAUGGCUGGAGUGGGAAUGUGUUACUGGUUGUCUUAACUAUAAUUUUAGGCGAGUCAGAUUGUGUGACAAUCCUGCACCAGAAAACGAAGGGGACGAUUGUCAAGGAAACGAGUUUGACGUAAAAGGGCAAAACGAACGAGAUUGUGGUUUUGGGAAAAUGUGUCCAACAGACUGUCCAGUUGGGAGAUGGCAUUACGGCUGUGAAAAAUCGUGUGAGAACUGUGAGCAGGACUGCGAUAAAUUCAAUGGGAACUGUACCACCUGCAGGCCUGGUUUUACAGAUGCAGCGUCAGGAUGUAGCCAAAGCUGCCCACAGUACACAUUUGGAGCGCGAUGUAGUGGGAAUUGCAUUACUAAGUGUAUGACGGAGUGUGUGGAUAAAAUCAGUGGAGCAUGUCCUCCGACGCCAACGAACAACAUGAAGUAUUUGUGGUGGCUCCUGCUCCUGUUGCCUAUUGCUAUAGGUAUUGUGUACCUGCUCAGGAAACAAAGUGAAAUAGCCGCCAACGCUGAGGGUGAAAGGUGA
Physella acuta is the source of this 2086-nucleotide messenger RNA. RefSeq lists its product as uncharacterized. The record is from RefSeq and is a predicted model, not a curated record. Lineage: Eukaryota; Metazoa; Mollusca; Gastropoda; Physidae.